UUGUGGAUGCGCGUAUACUUGUAACCAAGAAACAAGUUUGGCGGUAAAAAGUUUGCCCGGCUGGUCGGCGUGCGCGUACACAAAUUAACCCGUUGUGCACGAAAUUUUAGUGGAAAAGAGAAAGACGACGAGCCAUGGCUGAGCCACAGCCUCAAAACAGUGCCCAGCUGCGCAAGAAGAGAAAGAAAAGUCGGUACGUGAAGCAGGGCUACCACAGGUCGGAGAGGGAUGACUACAGGAGGGUGGCUGCGCGCGCAUUUCUCCUGGGAAUCACUCGAGACAGUCAUCUCCGUGUGCUGGAGAGACAACAGUCUGACCGCGGACAAGCUCCGGCUGCCGAUGAGGGACGAAACGCCAGCCCCCUCGCUAUGGUCGUAUCUCCAACCCGCAAAGGCAGCAUUGUUCCGGCAGGCGAUGCUCCUUCCCCUCCCUCCACCCCUGUCCUCGAGGCACGCUACUUCCCAACCUUCAAAAUACCCACCACUGCUGACAUGUCCCUCGACCCAAGCCAGCUACAGUUUCCACAGCAGCUGGGGGCCUCCAGGAGUCUGGACCAGGGUCUGGGGGAGUCACAAUCUCACCACAGACUGGCCGCUGGCAUAAGAACCUCUCGCUCAUCCACCGACUACACAGACUCUGCGAUGCCGUCCGGUGAAAAUCAUCCGUCGUGUCUCCUCGUCGCAGCAAAGUGGCCGACCACCGCAGAGGGAGCCAUCUACCAAAACUUGCUUCCCAAUUCUCAGUACUAUGAGACUGGUCGUAGCUGGAGAUUGGUGUGUACAGGUCACACACAGACUGUCGUUUCAGUUUCGUCUGUUCUUCCCUACUACAAGAAGAACAUCAAGUCAAGGCACGAGACCCAGAGAGAGAGAUUCAGAGCAAGAGGUAACAGCUUCUCUCUCCAGAUGGACCUGGAAGGGGUGGAGCUUGGCACCACCACAGAGGAAGUGUCGCUGGCUUUUCUUCUGAACUCCGUAUGGAUCUCACCAGAUGUUCCCAUCCUGACCUCUGACCUUGAUGGCCCCGCCCUCCUCCGUAGAGGCAGCAUCCGGAGGUCGGCAGAGGUGAACGUGGCCGAGGGGAAACGGAGCAGUACCCCCACCCCCCUCGCUCGUUACCUCGUCACCCCCGAGGUGAUUGGGGGCGGGGACUCCGGUUCGGUGUUCCGAGGAGACCAUCGCUCCCCACUGGCCGUCAUCCUCAGCUACCAUCCUCUCUUCUUGAACAAUGACGAACUGUUUGCCAGCCCCAUGACGACCACACUCACUCCACCUGGCUACCGGGCAAGUUAACAAAGUUUAAGUUUAGCUCAUGCACACUGUGUCCACUGGUGAAACUCCUUCUGUACCAUGUGCCUCUUUUACUUGUGUAAAUUAUUUUCAGGUUAGGCAUUUCAGUUGUUUUAUGGCAGAAAUUUUUCCGAUCGACUUACGCUUACUGAUUCUAGGGUUCUAGCUCUAAAGGAACCUGUGUUAGUUGCUUGAAAAAUUGCCGAAAAUGUCCGAUUUCUCCAUUUUAGGUUUACUUGAUCAACAUUCUCUCUCAGGUAUCGAUCAUAGAGUAUGCGAGGAAGGCAGAUAUCAAGAAAGGGCUGAACGACAGGUUCAAAGAGAUUUACCCCCACGUGGAGCUGUCUCUUACCAAACUGGACAAGUCAGUCACCAGUGUUCCUUGUCCACUGUCUGAGUCUGCUCCAGACUCUGGAUUAACUUCUCUUCUCUUACAGGACCAAGAGAAAGUUGUAUGAAGUGGCUACUGAGCAACAUCUUGACUUGGCUGCUGUGGCCUACGCUUAUGUCUACUUUGAAAAGCUUGUGCUCAUGGGUAAGGUGAACAAGUCGGUGAGGAGACCAGUGGCCGGCGUCUGCCUACUGCUCGCAGCCAAGUUUGUUCUGGACCUCAAGAGGAAAGAAAUCAGCGACCUCAUUGAGGAGAUUGCAGACAAUUUCAGGCUGUCUUCUCGCGAGCUGCUCCUGUACGAAUUCCCAGUGUUGGCCGUCCUCCAGUUUUCUCUCCUCACUCCCAAUCACCAGGCCAGAUUCCACCAUGAAAAACUGCUCCACGCGGCAACUUAACACACACCGUACAUACCUUCCUCCCUUUGUUCGUUUUUCCAAUCUGUCAUUCUCACUUCCUCCCUGUCUCGUUCAAUCGCUUGCCUCACUGAG
This is a messenger RNA of Geodia barretti, 2168 nucleotides long. Lineage: Eukaryota; Metazoa; Porifera; Demospongiae; Tetractinellida; Geodiidae. The record is from the annotation of a GenBank genome assembly.